Messenger RNA from Juglans regia (Persian walnut), 1122 nucleotides. RefSeq lists its product as uncharacterized. NCBI's taxonomy places the organism in Eukaryota, Viridiplantae, Streptophyta, Magnoliopsida, Fagales, Juglandaceae. Gene Ontology annotation, molecular function: RNA-DNA hybrid ribonuclease activity; nucleic acid binding. The record is from RefSeq and is a predicted model, not a curated record. The coding region runs from base 1 to 1122 and encodes 373 amino acids. The transcript is spliced from 2 exons.
AUGGAUGGGGAUGUGUCCUUGUGGUGGGAUAAGUGGUCCCCGUUAGAGCCAUUGGGAGUUCUUAGUACUAAUAUAUCGAUGCCGAGGUUAUCCAUAAAAGAUUGUAAGUUGGAUUUGGGGUGGAAUGAAGAAUUACUAACAAAUUUACUGGGAAGGGAAAAGGCCUUGGAAGUACUGAUGCAGUUGGGAAAUAGUAGACAAGGCCUGGAUAAACUGAUCUGGAUGGGAAAUCCAGAUGGAAAAGUUUCGAUGAAAAAUGCAUGGGAAAAGACGAGAAGAAGGGCACCAGCGCUUUCAUGCUUUAAUUGGAUCUGGAACUCGUGUCUCCCAAAAAACAUUUCUAUGACCAUGUGGCAAGCUAACCAUGAGGGUCUUCCAGUAGAUGACAAUCUGAGAAAAGUGGCGGCUCCAAUUGUAUCAAAAUGUGUUUGCUGUGAAUCUGGAGCCUAUGAAGACAUGGAUCAUGUUCUGUCAAGAGGAGAAGUGGCGCAGUAUGUAUGGCGAAAGGUUGGUUUAAAACUCAAAGCAGCAGAAAAAUGGAAUAAAGUAGAUGAUGCAGUUUUGAUGGAUCUCGGGGUCCCUAUUAAACACAAAACAAGGAAAGAAGUAAGGCUGGUUGGCUGGAAGAAACCGAGAGAUGGAUGGUACAAGCUAAACACGGACGGAUGCAGCUUGGGAAAUCCGAGAAGAUUGGGUGUAGGAGGAGUCAUACGGGAUGAAAAAGGGGAUCUCAGGUUGGCAUAUGCGGAGGAAAUUCCUGAAGGUACAAACAAUAAUGCUGAAUUAAUUUCUUUACUUCAUGGGCUUCGGCAUUGCAGAGAUAUGGGAUUACAAUUGGUUGAAGUGGAAAUGGAUUCAAACAUUUUAGUCAAUUGGCUGAGGAAAAGUAUUUGUGGUAUUUGGUACCUAGAAGACUUUUGGGAGGAGAUAAUGCAAUUGUUAAGUUCAAUAAGGUACACAGUUCAGCAUAUUUAUAGAGAAGGAAAUGCAUUGGCUGAUAGCCUGGCUAAGUUGGGUGCCGCUGGAAGCUAUUGUCGUUGGAGAAACUCGGUGGAUCUGCCAACACAGUUAAAAGGGAUUUAUCGUGUAGAAAAGGCUGGCUUACCGGCGUUAAGAAUUUGA